UCCUGCAGUCCACAAGCUCCGGGCGAGUCAUCGACAUGGCUGCGUUCCUGCGAGCCCGCAAAUAUGUUCGUUGUGUUGUGCGUUUCUCUGACCGUGAACUGUAAAAUCUAGCUUGCGGAGAAACAAAGAAGUCACCUCAGGCAAGCCAUAAUGGCUGAAGAAAAUGCAGACAUUGGUGGUACAGUUGAGGAUGAAGAUGAAAGUUCAGAUGACCCAAACCUUCAACUGGAGCUCAACGUGUUCAGAGCUCAGUGGAUGUCUGAACUCAAGCCGAACUCCGGAGCGAGCGGGCUGAGUAAUGGACCGCCGCGAGCUGCAGAUGUCAAAAGGACACAAGAACUGGUCCGGGAGCAGAAAGCCACAGAGCUGUUCUUGAAAGCUGUAGAUGAAGAGCAGAAUGGAGCCGUCUAUGAAGCAAUCAAGUACUAUCGAAGGGCAAUGCAGCUUGUGCCUGACAUCGAGUUCAAAAUCAACUACAACCGUCCUGCUGACACCGAUCGAGUUGGGGGAAACUACAUGGAGGAGAAUGACGUUGAUGGUGAGAUAGAGGAUCUACUUGCCUACUUCCAGCAGCAGCUCACUCUGGAAGGCUCCCCUCCAAAGAUCUGCACUCCCGUGCUGGAGACGAAUCAGAUGCACAUUUCAGCCUUGCCGCCAGAAGUCCUGAUGUACAUAUUUCGUUGGGUUGUGUCAACUGACCUGGACAUGCGCGCCCUCGAGCAGCUCUCGCUAGUUAGCCGUGGGUUUUACAUUUGUGCAAGGGACCCAGAGAUCUGGCGUUCAGCCUGUUUGAGAGUGUGGGGACGAAACUGCACCAAACUUGUACCCUUCACCUCUUGGAGGCAGAUGUUUCUGGAGAGGCCUCGUGUCCGCUUUGAUGGUGUCUAUAUCAGCAAGACAUCAUACAUCCGCCAAGGAGAGGAAUCGCUGGAUGGAUUUUACAGGGCAUGGCACCAGGUUGAAUAUUACAGGUACCUCCGUUUCUUCCCCGAUGGCCAAGUCAUGAUGCUGACCACACCUGAGGAACCACUGACCAUCGUUCCUCGCCUGCGCAGUAGGAACACCAGAAUGGACUCUGUUCUGCUUGGUCACUACCGUCUGUCACAGGAGACAGACAAUCAAACCAAAGUUUUUGUUGUUGUCUGCAAGAGAAAGGAAGAGAAGGCGGCAGAGAUCCCAAGGAACCGGUUCUGCAGGCGGAACCCAGCGCCCGAGGCUGAGCACAGCUUUCACGUGGGACUGCAGUUGUCCUCUGGGGGGCGCCAGAGAUUCAGCAAGCUGGCUUGGAUCCACCACUCCUGCCACAUCACUUACAGACCAACUGGGGAAACUGUCGUCUCAGCGUUUGACCUGGACAAGAUGUACACACCUUUUUUCUUUGCACGUGUGAAGAGUUACACUGCUUUCUCUGAGCGGCCCCUCUAGGCCGUCCAGAGGCAUGAUGCACCUGAUACUACUGAAGUCCGGAGACCACAGCAGAAGUUUUACCAAACAUGCUGACAAAAACGCAUACUCUUCCGCCUCUUAGAUUUGUGCUGCAGCUGAAUUCUGAUGUAAACGAAUGAGUCUUAGUGUUUCCUACAUUUUUUUUGUGGCGAUGAUCACACAAGCAUGUUACGUUUCAGGUUUACAAUUUACAAAAUCCAAUUUAUUUUUCUGAUUUCACAAAGUAUAUAAUAGCGUGCAAAGAGUCAACACUAUUAGGGGUUGUUUUCACCUGCUCCCAGCAAUGAAUGUUCAGAACUAUUUUUGUUUCUCGGUGCGCUUUCUCCCUCAAAUAAAUGGUGGUGGACAGAA
Messenger RNA from Myripristis murdjan (pinecone soldierfish), 1797 nucleotides. RefSeq names its product F-box protein 9 (gene fbxo9). NCBI's taxonomy places the organism in Eukaryota, Metazoa, Chordata, Actinopteri, Holocentriformes, Holocentridae. Gene Ontology annotation, biological process: SCF-dependent proteasomal ubiquitin-dependent protein catabolic process. Gene Ontology annotation, molecular function: protein binding. The record is from RefSeq and is a predicted model, not a curated record. Bases 151 to 1425 code for a protein of 424 amino acids. The transcript is spliced from 13 exons. Gene Ontology annotation, cellular component: cytoplasm; SCF ubiquitin ligase complex.